Molecule: messenger RNA, 1032 nt
Organism: Ipomoea triloba (trilobed morning glory)
Lineage: Eukaryota; Viridiplantae; Streptophyta; Magnoliopsida; Solanales; Convolvulaceae
Product: photosystem I reaction center subunit III, chloroplastic
Exons: 3
Coding region: 85-777 (230 amino acids)
Biological process (GO): photosynthesis
Cellular component (GO): photosystem I reaction center; photosystem I; chloroplast thylakoid membrane
Source: RefSeq, a predicted model, not a curated record
UAAAAACCAUCUCUCCACACUCCCCUGCAGAAAAACACCCACCCAUUUGAUCAUCUCAACCAGGAAGAAGAAGAAGAACUCAAAAUGUCACUCACAAUUCCCACAAAUCUCUCCAAACCCAUCAAUCCAACAUCCAAAUUGAUCACAAAGCCGGCAAGAGCCGCCACGAUACUCUGCUCCGCCGCCGCUUCCUCUAACAAUGGAAGCUCAGAGCCGUCGUCUUCCUCAUCGUCGUCGUCAUUGAAGGCGUUCUCCGCCGCCCUGGCGCUCUCCUCCGUCCUCCUGUCGACGCCCGUGCUCCCGGCCUCCGCCGACAUCUCCGGCCUCACCCCCUGCAAGGAGUCCAAGCAGUUCGCCAAGCGGGAGAAGCAGCAGAUCAAGAAGCUCGAAGCCGCCAUUAAAAAGUACGACCCCGACAGCGCCCCUGCUCUCGCUCUCAAGGCAACCAUCGAGAAAACCAAGCGCAGGUUUGACAACUAUGGGAAGCAAGGGUUGUUGUGCGGGUCGGACGGGCUGCCGCACUUGAUAGUGAGCGGAGAUCAGAGACACUGGGGAGAGUUCAUCACCCCGGGGAUCCUUUUCCUGUACAUUGCAGGGUGGAUCGGGUGGGUUGGGAGGAGCUACCUGAUCGCCAUCAGGGAUGAGAAGAAGCCGACCCAGAAGGAGAUCAUCAUCGACGUUCCCUUGGCCAACAGGCUCGUCUGGAGAGGCUUCAUCUGGCCCGUUGCCGCCUACAGAGAGUACGUCACCGGCGAGCUCAUUGACCCUAAUGUCUAAAUCCCUCUUUCCCUCCUUCAGGUACUGGGAAAGUGGAUUUGAUUAGGGACCAAGGUGGUGGCAAGAAGGAGCUUGAUUUUGUGUUUGUAAGGAGGAGUUGGAAAUUUUAUGAAUCUUGUGUUUGUAUAUUUUUACCUGAUAUUAUAAGCAUUCAAUGCCUUUCUUUGAAUUUGAACACUAAGCUACAGCCUAUUGUACUUUUCUUGUCUCUGCUCUAACUUAAGCCAAUUAAAAUGUGUGAGAAAUUCUUAAGCA